Phaedon cochleariae (mustard beetle) is the source of this 530-nucleotide messenger RNA. Lineage: Eukaryota; Metazoa; Arthropoda; Insecta; Coleoptera; Chrysomelidae. The record is from the annotation of a GenBank genome assembly.
CUGUGGUUUCCUAGGAAGUAGUGCGACCGUAUUCAAUCGUAGUCACUCAGUAGUCAGUACUCACUCGAGAGUAGUAGAUCGUGCACUGGUGAAAAAUGGACGAUUUGGACAUAGCAUUAUCAGUAUGUUUGGAUGAUGAAAAGUCAUCAGAAGACGUCAACAAUCGUUUGGAGGAGAGUAUCAUGUUCAAAAAUCGUGAAACUGAGGGUGCAUUUCAAAUUUUAGUGCGUCGCCAUCUGCAGUGUAAUGACGAAAAAUUUAGGCAAUACUUUUUGACAAAAUCAAUUAAUUGUUCGUCAUUUUCGCCCGCCCACAUCACGUUUCCACUCAUUGUUUUAAGUGUAUAUGCACACCGCUACACGCGAAAACGUAGAACAACUGUUUAUCACCGCUAUGACGGCCGUCAUGCAACUGACAGCACCGCUAUUUGACGUUACGGUGACACUCAACGUACUCUAGGAAACCUACUCCGAUGUUAUUUAUAGAAAACGUAUGGUAGACGUCACCCAACGCUAUAUUACGGCCGCUAG